Molecule: messenger RNA, 958 nt
Organism: Exaiptasia diaphana
Lineage: Eukaryota; Metazoa; Cnidaria; Anthozoa; Actiniaria; Aiptasiidae
Product: calcium-binding protein P
Exons: 4
Coding region: 1-540 (179 amino acids)
Cellular component (GO): membrane
Source: RefSeq, a predicted model, not a curated record
AUGGGGUCAAUGACGUACUUGCCUGGUUACCUAGGACCACCACAGCCUGGUUACCCAGCAGUACAACAGCCUGGUUACCCAGGACCACCACAGCCUGGUUACCCAGCAGUACAACAGCCUGGUUACCUAGGACCACCACAGCCUGGUUACCCAGCAGUACAACAGCCUGGUUACCCAGGACCACCACAGCCUGGUUACCCAGCAGUACAACAGCCUGGUUACCUAGGACCACCACAGCCUGGUUACCCAGCAGUACAACCAAUGGAAAUUCAGAAUGCACAAGAUAAGCCCAAUAACUACUUUGGUUUAGCCGUUUUUGUUACCAUAUGUUGCUGUUGGCCUUUGGGAAUUAUAGCUAUCCGAAAUUCCAGAGAGGUUGACAGUGCAUACUAUGAGGGGGAUUAUGAACGAGCCAAGAAAUCCUCCAAAGAUGCAAAGUGCUUUGUUUUAGCUUCUUUCUUUGUAGGGUUGCUAUUGAUUUGUAUAAUUGUUGCAGGAAUGUUUGCCCAGAUUAGUAGUGCUACGGAAAGAAGCGUAUAAUUCUCAGAAUUCUUUCGAUACAAUUGUUUYCGUUUUACUGGCUGGCAUUUCAGCUAUUGAGUUAUUGCUAAGAUAUAAAUAACAGCCUGAUAUUAUAAGUGUACUUGAUAAUAUACUCUACGCUUAACAGUCAUGAAAGUAUUCUUCGCCGAAAGACCUGUUCCGAAAAAGAAUUGAAGUCGAAGCUGAGUUUGAUACAUUUGUUUGUGUAUUCUAUCAAUGUAGUAUCAUAAAUUCAUAAGCAUCAGAAUUCCGGGAAGGUCUAUUAUUAUAUCAAGUAAUUUCAAUUGAUAUAUUACGCUUUUAUACGACACAGCAAGUAGUUUUAUUUGUUGUGUUGUUGUUAUUGUUGUUUUCAUUAUAAAAGGCAUUAAAUAAAGAUCUAAAGCUUAAUGUAUUAAACCAAGAAAACCCCAGA